Molecule: messenger RNA, 369 nt
Organism: Prunus armeniaca (apricot)
Lineage: Eukaryota; Viridiplantae; Streptophyta; Magnoliopsida; Rosales; Rosaceae
Source: the annotation of a GenBank genome assembly
AUGGAUAUGCAAAAAGGCUCUCAACCCAUUGAUGCUUACCUUCAUCAUGCUAAGUCCUUUGCCGAUUCAUUGGCUGCCAUCAAUGAACCUGUCUCCCCAAAAGAACUUGUCAUUGCUGUGCUCCAACGUUUAGGACCCAAUUACAAAAUGCUCGUCACAACAAUUCUCAAUUUUCCUCCGCUUCCUGACUUUGCUUAUUUUCGUGCUCGUUUGUUAGCUUUCGACGCACAGGCUCCUCGAAUCUCUCCUGAUCAAAACACAGCGCUAAUGGCCACCCAAUCUUCUCCUCACAGCAUUGGUCAUACUUCCUUUAAUUCUCACUGUGGUGGUGGGUCCUCCAGCAACAGGCAUGGUGGCCGUGGUGGCUGA